Messenger RNA from Suillus bovinus, 645 nucleotides. RefSeq lists its product as uncharacterized. The record is from RefSeq and is a predicted model, not a curated record. The transcript is spliced from 3 exons. Gene Ontology annotation, molecular function: metal ion binding. Bases 1 to 645 code for a protein of 214 amino acids. NCBI's taxonomy places the organism in Eukaryota, Fungi, Basidiomycota, Agaricomycetes, Boletales, Suillaceae.
AUGUCAUCGUCCUCUAGGGUGUGCUACAGUUACUCACAGACCGCUAGUUGUCGAUUCGGCUCCCAGUGCAGGUUUGCACAUGACGAAGAGUUCGAAGUCACCAAUGAUCGCUCCCAAACAUAUACGCAGACACCUCUAGAUGAUUUUUUUGCAACAUAUCCCAAGUUCACAUACAACUCGUCGGCGUCAGCUCCAUUGGAGUUUUACCGGAUGUGCGACCAGUUUUGCUGGGAUAGGGAAGACGAAGAAAGAGAACAAGCUCACAGUGAUUUCAAGGACGCCCUUGUUAAACAGUUCAACGAGAUAUACGGCACGGAUGUGAAUGAUCUCACUUCAUGGCGCAAUUUGUGUCAGAUCGUCCGUGUCUCACCGAUUCCUGAUACUCUUGAUUUAUGCCGCGAGGCGGUCAAAGCCACUCAUGUCAAUAUUGUUGACUUGAUCGAUACAAAAGUUACCGAGGAGCCAGUGACGAUAUUUUCUUCGGAGGUGGACCUGAGCGAGUAUACUAAAGCGACGGGAAAGUACUUUCCGAGAGAUAAUGCAUAUGCUGGUGGUCUCUUGAGAUACUUGCUCCGCCGUAUCAUGAACCCCAGACAAGAGUACGUGUCUAGUCGGAAGACGCAGAGCAAGCGUAGGCGUCACUAG